This is a messenger RNA of Zasmidium cellare ATCC 36951, 1353 nucleotides long. RefSeq lists its product as uncharacterized. The transcript has 2 exons. Gene Ontology annotation, cellular component: cytosol; nucleus. Bases 1 to 1353 code for a protein of 450 amino acids. Lineage: Eukaryota; Fungi; Ascomycota; Dothideomycetes; Mycosphaerellales; Mycosphaerellaceae. The record is from RefSeq and is a predicted model, not a curated record. Gene Ontology annotation, biological process: coenzyme A biosynthetic process. Gene Ontology annotation, molecular function: ATP binding; pantothenate kinase activity.
AUGUCCAAGAGGCGGCGACUGUCCAGCUCGGCUGAUAUGCAGCAAGCCAUAGCCCAGCCAGGGUCUAUCAAAAUCAACGUUGCGGGAGCCUACAUCAUUGAUCAUGAGGACGAGGACGCUUCGCCAGACCGGUCACCAACAAGCAGCUCUGAGGGCGGCGAAGAGCAUUCAUAUCAGCAUCACAAGCGUGACAUACGACUGCCGAAUCACACCUCAGUCGUCAGCCAUGUGGCGGCAGAUAUUGGUGGCUCUCUCGCAAAGGUGGUUUACUUCACCCGUGAGAGUCGGGAAACAGAGUCUGGCGGUAGGCUCAGCUUUCUUUCUUUUGAGACCGACAAGAUUGAUGAUUGCAUCGAGUAUCUCCGGCAAUUGCAGGUUAAGCACCAGCAGACCAACGGGAUGGAUCGAUCCACAAAACUCAGCAUCAUGGCCACUGGCGGAGGAGCCUUCAAAUUUUACGACCGAAUCAGGGAGCGACUUAGAGUGGAGGUAGAGCGAGAGGAUGAGAUGGAAUGUCUUAUCAAGGGCCUGGACUUUUUCAUCACGCAAAUUCCCAACGAGGUCUUUACAUACAACGACAGCGACGAAGAAAAUCCAGUCGCCUUUCAGGAGCCUCGGGAGGAUUUAUACCCUUAUUUGCUUGUGAACAUUGGCAGCGGUGUGUCCAUGAUCAAGGUGUCUGGGCCAUCUCAAUACCAGCGUAUCGGCGGUACUUCUCUGGGUGGCGGUACUCUCUGGGGGCUCCUUUCACUACUCACAGGAGCUCGAAACUUCGACGACAUGCUGGACAUGGCAGAUAAAGGAGACAACAGUGCUGUGGACUUGCUUGUCGGUGAUAUCUAUGGCGAGGGCAUGGGCUACGAGAAGAUCGGUCUAAGUGAAAGAACGAUUGCUAGCAGCUUUGGCAAGGUGCUGAAGAGGAAGCGGGAGGCAGAGCGGGAGGCUGAAGAUGGUAAUCUCAGCAAUGGCGACCACACUCGGUCAAAAUUCACUCCGCAGACUCACGACAUGGACGAAAACGAUGGGAGCGGUUUGGUUGGUGAUGGUAGGAUGUUCAAGCCAGAGGAUAUAUCGCGGAGUCUGCUUUAUGCCAUCAGUAACAACAUCGGCCAGAUCUCGUUCCUGCAGUCAGAAAGGCAUGAUUUGAAGAGGAUCUACUUUGGUGGGUCUUUCAUUCGAGGACACCAGCAGACGAUCCACACGCUUUCGUUCGCCAUCAAGUUCUGGAGCAAAGGGACGAAGCAGGCUUUCUUUUUGCGCCAUGAAGGCUACUUAGGGGCUGUAGGGGCAUUUGUUAAACGCAAGCCUGCCAACUGGGGCAGAGCUAGAAGUGUAGAGCCCGGAGAACAAUGA